Uranotaenia lowii is the source of this 1759-nucleotide messenger RNA. RefSeq names its product GPI transamidase component PIG-S (gene PIG-S). The annotation marks the transcript as partial. Gene Ontology annotation, biological process: attachment of GPI anchor to protein. The record is from RefSeq and is a predicted model, not a curated record. NCBI's taxonomy places the organism in Eukaryota, Metazoa, Arthropoda, Insecta, Diptera, Culicidae. Gene Ontology annotation, cellular component: GPI-anchor transamidase complex. The transcript is spliced from 5 exons.
AUUUAUGUACCUACCAUUUCUUCAUUAACAGAAAGAAUUCAUAUCUACGCAACGUUGGCGUUUAUCGUGGUAAUCAUCGUGAUCGGUGUGCCCAUGUGGUGGAAAACCACCGAAGUGUACCGAGUGUCGUUACCUUAUGCCGAGAUUGAAUCUCUCGAUGACGAUCCCAUCAAAGCUACCAUUCGGAUGGGACUCUUCGUCAAGGACCGGGAAAGACGGGAUGUGUUGCUGUUUGAACUUCGCAAGAAGUUUGAGAAUAAUUUUGUUUUCAAUCUUCAGUUGGAAGAAUUUGCAUUGGAUGCUAGUAUUGCCAAGCUGGCGAAAACGCCUGCUGCUCUAGAAGCUGCCAUCUUGAAACAUCAUCCUUUGAGGUUAGGUGAUUUUGUUCUCAUAGAGUGGAGCAAACUGGAAGAAGAUAUUUUGGUAACCGGUGAUCGAACUGCUUUCAUUUCCGAAAGUGCAACGUCGCUAAAAAUUUAUCAGGUUCUUUCAUCAUGGGUUCUUCAGGAGUACAAAUUGAAAGCUAUUCUAGGGUCAAAAGAUAUGCAAACCAGUCGAGGUCGGCAACUGCGCUUGAACACAGCCCCAAUGCAACAACAUUACGAGGUGUUGGUUUCUGUGAUCAAUCCCCGACCCGAUCGUCAGAAAGUUCACUGGAAUAUCCGGGCCGCAGCCGAAAAUUACAUCGUUCCUUUUCUAGACGAACUGUCAAUGAUAUCCAACUUCACAGUCAAAACGCAGUGGGUGUAUCAGGUGGAAAUACACAACCACCCUAAUAAGCAGGUUCAAGAUGAUAGCAAAUCUGGCCGUCACUACGCCAUCCAAGAGGACGCCCUUCCACAUAUCAUCACAUCGUUUGAGAAGAAAUUGGGCAAUCAAAUGUCCAACGAUCCCGGAAUCCACCUGGUGGUUUAUGUGCCAUCCUGCGAAACGGCACCGCUCAGAAUCUACCGUAAGGAUGGAACCAGAGCAUCCGUGGACAACGUCGAAGCUUUCACUUCCGCCAAGUGGGGUGGAAUUGUAUUUGCCAACCCAACCGAAGACGCGGCAGUGAAAUGUCUAGAGGACCGUGAAACUCGGGAAAAUUUCGUGAGUUCACAGGAUGUGAUGACAGUUUUACUGCAUCAGCUGAGAAAAAUUUUCGAUUUGGAGAACAAUAUUCCGUUACUCGACUCUACCUUGGCGCCGUUAAAUUCCAUCGAACCCAGAAUGUGGGAAAUCGACACAUUUAUCCGUUCGAAUACGAUUUACCGUAUCCACUCGGCUACGCUGACUCUGCAAUCACUAAUUCAAUUGCUAGGAGGUAUCGAAUAUAUUGUCAUCAAUGAUGAGGUAGGUGACGCCAUAAAGGAUGCUUACGAACGGAUUGUUCUCGCCAAGAAGCAUCUGUUUGAAAACCGUUUGGCGGAAGCCGCUGCUGAAGCAAAGCUAGCUUACAUUUCGGCAGAACGAGCCUUUUUUGAUCCGAGUAUGUUGGCAUUAUUGUAUUUCCCGAGCGAGCAGAAGUACGCCAUCUACAUUCCUCUCUUCCUACCGAUAAUGAUCCCGGUAAUUUUCUCAUUUAACACCAUUACGAAAUAUUUGAGGAAACGUUUCGGAAAGUCAGAAAAGAACAAAGCCGAGUAAACCAAAGAAAUCAGUAUUAUUUAUAAUUUUUUACAACUAUAAUAAUAGUGAAUGCGAAACAUGUAAAUGUGUGAUGGAACUUCCUAAUUCGAACAAGUUUUUAUUAACAACAGAACAAAACUAGCAUUAUCCA